UUGUAUGUAACUAUUAUUAUUAAUCGUUAAUUAUUGUUAUUAUUUAUUGAGAUCCGUGUAAAUAUUGUAAAUAUUCGCUAACGUCGUUCGUACAACGACGACAGAUACGACGUCGGAAAACAACGUUUUAAAUGAGCAACAUCGCCGUCGAACCAAUUCGUUGAAUAAAUAACAACAGCAUUAAUUUUUGACGUUCAGAGUUUUUAUGGUAUGUAUACGCCAUGCACAGAAAGUCGUUAUGUGUUUAGUUUGGAUGCUGCGACGAUAUUGUCACUGCCAAAAUUGUUUGUCCGGCCACUGUCUGUUGACUGAAGUUUGCGCAAUAGCUCUUGUUUGAGUCAGAUACUGCGACUGUCAUGGACUGGAAGGCGGUCAUAUGCCAACAACUGGAGAGCAGAAACUCCAGGGAGACAGCCAGCUUUCAAAAUCUAAUCAAUUUCUAUAAUAAAAUCUAUGACAGUUCAAUUCUAUUGCGAGCACAAAAUCAUCAGUUAGAAUCCCAAAUCAUACGGGGUAAUACUGGUAGUGAUUCUGUGUACUCUGAAAAAAUAUCGGCUUUAGAACAAAAAUUGCUUGUUCAACAAGAAGAAUUGACCGAAUUGCAUCGUAGACGUGGGGAAAAUGCUCAAAUGAUUAUAGAUUUAAAUGCGAAAUUACAAUUGACCGAGCAAACACUUACAAGUAAAAACAACAGUUUGAUUGAAAGUUUAAAGUUAGUUGCUAGUUUAAGAGCGGAAAUAUCGUUAUACCAGAAAAAUAAUUCAGAGCUAAAGCAAUUAAAUCAAGUUCUCAAAGAUGAGCAUCAAGCAUUACAAUUGGCUUUUACUAAACUUGAAGAAAAAUUACGUGCAUUUCAAGAUGAAAACAGAGAACUCGUGGUCAGGUUAAUGACUUAUAAAUCUAAGGACGCCGAGAAGUUAAACGAGGAAAACGACCAUCUAGUCAGAAAACGAAAUGCCAUUAUGCAAAAUGAACUUAAAGAAGCAGCAAACGAUAUGCGUGGUGUAACUGCAGAAUGUUUAACAACUGCUGUAAGCAAUAGUGUUGGUCCGAUUAUGGCAUCUCCAUGUGCCAUGCCAAGCAAAGCUUCCAUUCGAUUUGACGCUCACGAUGGUGUUGUAAGUGCUGUGAAAUGGAGUCCAGUAGAUCGAAUGGUAGCAACUGGAGGAGAAGACCGCAAAGUGAAGUUGUGGGAUGUGUCUAAAGGUGUUGCUGAGUGCAAAGGAAUGUUGAUUGGUAGUAAUGCAGGUGUUAUGUCUGUUGAGUUUGACAGCACAGGUGGGCAAAUAGUGGCAGCAUCUAAUGAUUUGGCGUCGCGUGUUUGGACAGUAAACGAUCAACGACUUAGGAUUAAUGCCUUGCAAAAAAAUCUGUCUGAAACAAAAUGGUGUAUUAAGGGGGAAAUUAAGUGAGCGAACAUAUUU
This is a messenger RNA of Diuraphis noxia (Russian wheat aphid), 1424 nucleotides long. It is a transcript of the gene Atg16, whose product is annotated as Autophagy-related 16. Gene Ontology annotation, cellular component: phagophore assembly site membrane; autophagosome membrane; Atg12-Atg5-Atg16 complex. NCBI's taxonomy places the organism in Eukaryota, Metazoa, Arthropoda, Insecta, Hemiptera, Aphididae. Gene Ontology annotation, biological process: autophagosome assembly. Gene Ontology annotation, molecular function: protein binding; protein-membrane adaptor activity. The record is from RefSeq and is a predicted model, not a curated record.